Hansenula ciferrii is the source of this 1155-nucleotide messenger RNA. RefSeq lists its product as uncharacterized. The coding region runs from base 1 to 1155 and encodes 384 amino acids. The transcript has a single exon. The record is from RefSeq and is a predicted model, not a curated record. NCBI's taxonomy places the organism in Eukaryota, Fungi, Ascomycota, Saccharomycetes, Phaffomycetales, Wickerhamomycetaceae.
AUGGAUGAAGAAGAGAUUCCACCAAGUGAUGAUGAAGGGAUCUUUCUCUCGACUCAAAUACAGGGGAAAUUGGAUGAUUUGGAUCAAGAAACAAAGAAGAAUGAAGUUUCUGAUUUCUUACAGAAAUUUGCCUUGAAAACAUCAGAAUCAUCAUUAGUAUCAUCUGUGUCAUCAUCAUCAAGCAGUAUACCAACACCUAGACCGCCUUUAAAAGUGAAGAAGAAUGCUCAGCCAAAAAUUACAAAACCAAAACCAAAGAAAAAGGCAAAGAAAUUAUCAGUCACAGAUCAAAUGAUUAGGAAACUUUCUGGUAAACCACAAAAAUUCAGACAAAUGCAAAUUAGAGAACCAACCACUAGUGGUGAUCUGUUAUUAAAAGCAAGUGCAACUUCUUCUUUCAAUAGUGAUGAUGGACAUUGUUAUGAUUCGGUUUUCACACCAAAUGAAUGGAGACAUUUGAAAUAUACAUUUAAAAGGAAAGAAAUACCCAGAAGGUCUGAAAUAUUACACCCAAGUUCUGAUUGUACAUCAAAACUGAAAUUAUGGGAAGCAUCUACUGAAUCACCGGAUUUUGAUAUGAAUGAUUGGAAUAGUUUAUAUGGAUAUCAUUCUCCACAAAGAAUUGGUCAUGUUGAAACUGAGAUUUCACCAGCCAUAACUUUCAGUCAAGCAUUUAGAAGUUCACAAGAUGGGAACUAUGGUCCUCCUGAUGAUACAAGGAUCGUACAAAAUGAUAAAAUAUCACCAGUUUCAUCAUUCAGUGAGGUUGGAUUUUCGUCAGAUGAAGGUUCGAUUAUAGAAGUUGAACCAAUAUCCAAACCAAGAGUACAUCAUAGAAAUUCAACAAGGGGAACGCUCGAUGAUCCAAUAGAACUGCUGAGCUCACAAAGUUCAAUAAUAAGCAAUAUUUCAAAAUAUGAUACAUUUCCACAAGAUGUUUGCUUACCAGGUGAAGUUAAAUACAAAGGACAAGUCAAGAUGAACAGUAAUUCGCAACAUAUAAUCAGUCCUAGGCAGAAAGAUCAGGAUGAAAUACCUGAUAGCUCAGAUGAUGAUGAUGAUAUAACACAUAUUAUUCAAAUUGUACGACGUGAUGGUGAUAAUGAUAAUUUAGUAUGGGAAAUUUCGUGUAGUAGUGAUGAUGAUGAUUUUUAA